GUUAUAUAUUUCACGUGGUAUAUAUUGUUCAACGAAAUUUUAAAAAUGAAUGCGCCCAGAUCAGCACUCACGACAGUGAAAAAACGAAGCAGAAAGAAGGUUUCGCGUUAGGGCUUUUUGUCCUGUGCAGGGUUCCGUCCUCGUCAGUGAAGAAGAAUGGCUGCCUGGUUGUGGCUCCGCUGUAUUUUAGGGCCUCAACUGCAGCGAAUUCACCGCUCGCCAGAUCCGCAGCGACCCGAUGGCCGAGCAGGGAGAAGGGGAUGGAACUACCAACCGAGGGGUCUAGAGAAACACACAGAUGGCAUCCUGGGCUGGGCGUCGACACUCUGGUCUCUGUCCUACUACAGCUCUCCACUGCUGCUGUGUUAUCUGUACAGGAAAGGUUACAUCUGCAGCAGUAAGCUGGUUCCUGUCAGUCAGUACGUGGGCACCGUGCUGGUGUGUCUACUGGGAGUGGCCUGUCUACGAGGAUGGGAGCGCUGGAGGAACUCUGAGUAUGUUCAGUUCAUCUCUUUACUUGAACAAACGAAAAAGAACAACACUCCAGAAAACAAGAAAAAGCUCAGGUGCUACGACUUUGACUUUUCACACUGGCCCGUCGAUUUCAGCUGGUCUGAGGUCAGCAGUCAGAAACUGACCAAGGCCGGAGUUUCACUGCUGAGGUCGGAGCCCAGACUGAGGGGGGCAGCAGACAGCGUCCUCCACUCGAUCCGCACUCUGCCGUGUCACGUCAUCAGUUUUCUCAUUGCUCACUCCUUCGGGCGGAGGAUGCUCUACCCUGGCUCCGUGGGUCUGCUGCAGAAAGCCAUGAGGCCCAUGCUGCAGCAGGGUCAGGCCAGGUUAAUAGAAGAGUUUGAUGGACAGAGGAACAAACUAAAGGCCUGUGAUGGUAAUGAGAUCGACACCAUGUUUGUGGAUCGACGGACGAACGGGGGACGGAAAGGACAGACUCUGGUCAUCUGCUGUGAAGGAAACGCGGGCUUCUAUGAAGUGGGCUGCAUGAACACUCCACUGGAGGGGGGCUACUCUGUCCUGGGCUGGAACCACCCUGGCUUUGGAGGCAGCACAGGCGUACCCUUUCCUCAGAACGAGGCCAAUGCCAUGGACGUAGUGAUCCAGUUUGCUGUUCAUAAACUGGGCUUCCAGCUCAGUGACAUCGUCAUCUUUGCCUGGUCUAUUGGAGGAUUCACAGCAACUUGGGCAGCCAUGUCGUACCCAGAGGUCCAAGCUCUGGUUCUGGAUGCUUCCUUCGAUGACCUCCUGCCUCUGGCCCUAAAGGUCAUGCCCGACAGCUGGAGGCCGCUGGUGCAGCACACAGUCAGACAGUAUGUGAAUCUGAACAACGCAGAGCAGCUCCUCAAGUACCAGGGUCCAGUCCUGCUGAUCAGGAGAACCAAAGAUGAAAUCAUCACAACCACGGGUCCAGAGGACGUUAUGUCCAACAGAGGCAACGACCUCCUGCUCAGACUGCUGCAGUUCAGGUAUCCUAAAAUAAUGACAGACGAAGGAGUCAGAGCCGUCAGACAUUGGCUGGGAGCCACUAACCCACUAGGAGAAGCGACCGUCUACAGUGCGUAUGAAGUGGACGACGACUGGUGUGUGUCUGUGCUGCAGUCGUACCAGGCUGACAAAGACGUUCUGUUUCCAUGGACUGUUGGUGAGGACAUGGCUAUGGAGGGACGGCGGCAGCUGGCUCUCUUCUUGGCACGAAAGUACAUGAGAAACUUUGAAACAACACACUGCACUCCUCUGCCGGCCUCGGAGUUUCACUCACCCUGGAGACUCUGAGGAGGAGGAGGAGGAGGAAGGCUGAGUGGAAGAACCACGGAGCAGGAGGGGGGGGGGGGGGGGGGGUCAGUGUCUGGUAAUUUCCUCCUCAAAGACAUAAUUAAAUUCCUGUGUAGUGAAGAUGUAGUAGAAGACAGGUGUUGGGUGGAGCUCCACCGACGCCUGUCCUGUCGUCGACCUGGUCUUCUUGAAGGUGGAGUAUUCAGGGACAGUCUUAGGAAUACUUUAGUCCAUGAAGAGACAGACAAACGUCCUCAUUUAACAAGACACUAGUGGUGUAUGGUGGUGUAUGGGUGUGGUGGUGAUCUGGGGGGGGGGGUUGGUGCAUCUGACAGUCAGACUCUGGAAGUUUAAAUCCCAAAGUCAAACUCACUUAUGUUUGUGGCUAAAUGUUAAGUUAAUGUAAAAUAAUAACCACCACACAGUCUGGGACUUUACAUAUGGGACAGUGCCACCUACAGGGGAGGAGGAGUGGGAACAAAGUUUUUGUGUUUAGAUUUUAAAGUCUUUUCUCAGUAAGACUGUUUGACUGGCCACACACUGGUGCAGCCUUUAACCAACUGGGAAUUGUGGGUAAAUUCUGGCCAAUCAACCGUGUUGUCACUGUGUACUCCACCUGAAGGGUUGGUGAGGGACGUGAAGUCGAGGGACGUGAUGUAAUUGAGUCAAACGCCGACUCUCGCUGUAAAUAAAAUCCUCUGAUGACAUCAUCGGUCACGGAGACUCUCCUCGUUAAAACGCAGCUAAACUCUAACCUUGUCAUGUUGUUUUUCUGUGACUAUUUUGUUCCUCAACGUUCUAUCAAAUGUGCUGAGUAGAACCGUUCUGACAUAAGGGAUAAAAACUCAUCUGUUUGUCACCUGAACAAAUAAAACCAUUCACAAAA
Molecule: messenger RNA, 2674 nt
Organism: Cynoglossus semilaevis (tongue sole)
Lineage: Eukaryota; Metazoa; Chordata; Actinopteri; Pleuronectiformes; Cynoglossidae
Gene: abhd16a
Product: abhydrolase domain containing 16A, phospholipase
Exons: 20
Coding region: 157-1788 (543 amino acids)
Biological process (GO): monoacylglycerol catabolic process; phosphatidylserine catabolic process
Cellular component (GO): endomembrane system
Molecular function (GO): monoacylglycerol lipase activity; glycerophospholipase activity
Source: RefSeq, a predicted model, not a curated record